AUGACGCGUCUCGUUCUCCUGGCGGCGAUUGUGAUUCUUGCCCUCAUGGCAUCGCCCAGGCCAUCUCCUCAGUUUCCAGGAGCAUUCGCCACCACAGCCUCGACUUGCCAGAAGUGCAAGAGUCAACAGGCAAAGGGCAUUCUUCCAAGGCGUUCUAUGCUAUCCGGAUCGGCUAUGCUUGGGCUUGUUGUUCGGCCUGAAUCAGUGUCAGCUCAGGGUCAGGAGAUACUUCGCGUUAAACCAAAUUUGUUCGGCCCGCCAGCAAUCGAAGCAGUUGGCUGGCUCCUCGAAGCAACAACAUCAGUCUCGGGGCUUGCCGACACCCUGCAACAGAUUGCUCUUGUCGCUGCUUUCAGCCAGAUGAGCAGCGAUGUGCGAAAGCAAUGGGGAAAAGUUGCAGAUCUUCAGGAUAACUUGAGCGUGGCUAUGCAGAACUCGGAAAUGGAGUUGACGAGCAAGAUGAGGCUCGCAGGCCGAAAAGCACGUGCGGCUUUGAAAUUGGUGGCCGGAAGAGAGAUGAAGUCCAGUGUGUUCGAUACGUGGCCUGUCCUGCUCCGCACAUGGGAUGCAGAUGUCAAGGCAAGCAAGGAACUGGUCGACAGAUAUGUGCAAGAGCUCCUGGUCAUCAACUCUCAGCUGCGACAGGUGCAGAGCGACAUACCGCUGGUCCUUGGCGACAACGGCGCCAGUGAGAACAUAAGCUUUGUCCAAAAGAGCAUUGACAAACUUGAGACGCAGCGAAGGACAUUUGUAGGGCUUGCGGAAGAGGCUGACUUGGCAGAAUGGGAGUUGUCCCUGACCGAGCCAACAGAAUCGUCCGUCUUAGAGCCGCUGCUUAAGAACAUGGUGCUUCAAGUGGAUGCAGUGGGCAGACCUGCCGGAGAUCCUGGAGAAAGUAAGGAGCGUGCAUAUUUUCGUGAGGAUGUUGGUUCCUUUGAAUGCCUACACGGCGACUACCCGCUCUUGGGCACGGAUGGCUACUGCUACAAGUGCAGGAUCAACGAAGUCUGGUUGGGCUCCUAUCUGAUUGGAAGGAAUAAGAAGACAUGCUCCAACUGCAUCUAUACGGACUACAACUUCAGGUUUCUGACGUGGCUGGCGCCGGAGAGUCACGGCAACUGCCGCCUUUGCCGUACCUUCAUGGAGAAGUAUGUGCCUGUCGUGGCGCUGCUCUUGCUGCUGAGUCUGCUGCCGUACGUCUUUGAGCUGAUUUCCUUCCGGUACGAGCGCUACAAGGUGAAGUCCGAACAACACCGGAUCGUCUUGAAUCGGUACUUCGGCUACCUCAUGGCGACGCUCUAUGUUGCCGUGGUCAUCGGAUCCGUGUGGAACACCUUUGAGCUGAUCUUGAAGGAGCCGCCCAAGGCUCUCGGUUUGGUCCGCCGAGAAGUACCGCGAGUGGCGAUCUACUUCAUCACCUUUGUCCUGGCGCGCGUGGGGAUCAGUCUGCCUAUUCUGCUCUUCUAUCCCGGAUUGUUCAAGGGGCCGGUGCACUGCUACUUCGCGACCGACGCGUCCGAUGCUGCCAUG
This is a messenger RNA of Symbiodinium sp. CCMP2456, 1530 nucleotides long. The record is from the annotation of a GenBank genome assembly. NCBI's taxonomy places the organism in Eukaryota, Dinophyceae, Suessiales, Symbiodiniaceae.